Molecule: messenger RNA, 1028 nt
Organism: Schistocerca gregaria
Lineage: Eukaryota; Metazoa; Arthropoda; Insecta; Orthoptera; Acrididae
Exons: 3
Coding region: 293-667 (124 amino acids)
Source: RefSeq, a predicted model, not a curated record
GGUGUACAUACAUAUUUGCUAUAUUCGCCAUGGUUUAGUUACUUCGAUCGUCGCGAGAUGACACCGUGCUUCUGUUGUAAACUGCUAGAUGGCACUACAGAGGUUCAAACUAGUUGCUCCCUUCAUUCACCGUGCUGAGUGUCAACUUUUUCUUCGGACAGUGUAUUAUGCGAACAUCACAUAAAAUACUUAAGCCAGACUGAUCAGUGAUGGACUGGAUGGAAGCCUUCGACCUGCUGAUUUUACGUAAGGCCAGGAUUUCCUUGGGUUUUCAGCUAGAUCUUUUGCUAAGAUGUCUGAUGGAGAAUUGAACUUGGAGAGAAUUUUUUUAAAAUACUCAGCAAAACAAUUAGGUGAUACUCUAGAGGCAGUAAGACCACCUAGAAGUUUGAGUUCAAAUAAAGCAUCAGCUGAGCAUAAUGUUCCAAAAGCAAUAUUAUCAACAAAGCUAAGCAGCAAAACCAUUGAAGGAAUGAAGAUGGUGCCACAAAUCCAGUGUCUGACAACACAAGAAGAACAGCUGUUGAAAGAUUGCAUAUUAGGAAAAGCAAAAAUAGGUUUUCAAAUACUUGCAGAUGAACUAAAAGAUGCUGUGCACAAAUUUCUGAUGGAUACAGGAAGGAAAAAUACCUUUACAAAUAACUGGCGAGGACUGAGAAAUAUAUGAAACAACUGCCUAAAAGACAUCCAGCUAUUUCACAUUCUAAUCCAGCAAUCAUAUUGAAAGGGGAAGCUCGUUUGACUGAAGACAUCAUACAAGGCUGGUUUGAUGAACUUGAAAAAUACCUUCAAGAAGAAAAUUGCGAGGAAUACUUCUUGAUGCUGAACAAAUAUUUGAUGCUGACAAGACAGGAGUUGAAAGUUGCCCAAAAACUGGUAGACUCUUAGGCCCAAAAGACUACGAGAAUUUUUUUACUGUUGCUUUUGGCAAAGUGAAAGAAUGCAUCACUGUAUUGGCUAAUUUUUCUGCUAGAGGAAGAAUUGUAAAACCAAUAAUAUACUUAUAUUAAAAACAAAGAUUCCAAGAC